Molecule: messenger RNA, 2247 nt
Organism: Megalops cyprinoides (Indo-Pacific tarpon)
Lineage: Eukaryota; Metazoa; Chordata; Actinopteri; Elopiformes; Megalopidae
Gene: tkfc
Product: triokinase/FMN cyclase
Exons: 16
Coding region: 63-1838 (591 amino acids)
Biological process (GO): glycerol catabolic process
Cellular component (GO): cytosol
Molecular function (GO): ATP binding; glycerone kinase activity
Source: RefSeq, a predicted model, not a curated record
AGAGAUUGUGACGCUUCGCGCAUUGUAGUGGAGGGGCGGUGACCAACAGCCAUCAGACGGACAUGGAGGUGCAGAGGAAGCUGUUGAACUCCCCGGAGUGUUGUGUGGACGAGGCGCUGUCGGGGAUCGUCAGCUGCAACGGAGGGCUGGUUCUGCUCCGGGGCCACAGGGUCGUGCUGCGCUCGGACCUCGGGGCCCUAAAGGGCCAUGUAGCCCUGCUGUCGGGAGGAGGGUCUGGACACGAGCCCGCCCAUGCAGGUUACAUGGGCGGGGCUCUGUGUUUCCUGCUCUCAGGUUACGUGGGCGCGGGGAUGCUGUCGGGCGCUGUGGCGGGGGGUGUGUUCGCGUCCCCUCCCCCGGGCAGCGUGCUGGCAGGCAUCCUCACUCUGUGGCAGGCGGGAGUCUCCGGGGUGCUGCUCAUCGUGAAGAACUACACCGGGGACCGCCUGAACUUCGGGCUGGCGCUGGAGCAGGCACGCGCCCGGGGCGUGCGCAUCGCCAUGGUGAUCGUCGCGGAUGACUGCGCCUUCACCCACCUCAGCAAGGCUGGGAGGCGGGGCCUUUGUGGCACCGUGCUGGUUCACAAGCUGGCUGGGGCCAUGGCUGAAAGGGGUUGUUCUUUGGAUGAGAUUGUCGCCAAGGUGACAGAAGCAACUAAAGGCAUUGGGACUCUGGGUGUCAGUCUGUCUCCCUGCAGUGUCCCUGGCUGCCUGCCUACCUUCCAGCUACCCCCUGGAGAGAUGGAGAUGGGCCUGGGAAUCCAUGGAGAGCCGGGCAUUAAGAGGUCAAAGGUGGCCUCUGCAGAUGAGGUGGUGAAGUCCAUGAUUGAUCACAUGACUGACCCCUCCAGCCAAUCACAUCUUUCGCUGAAAUCGGGGGACAGUGUGGUGCUCUGUGUGAAUAACCUGGGUGCCCUGUCCUGCCUGGAGAUGGCUGUGGUCAGCAGGGCUGCCAUCAGCUGCCUAGAGGCCCGAGGCGUGCAGGUGGCGAGGGUGAUGUCCGGCUCCUUCAUGACCUCGCUGGAGAUGGCUGGCAUGUCUCUGACGCUCAUGCGCACGGACAAGGAGACGCUGGUGCUUUUCGAUGCUAAAACCACAGCCCCUGCCUGGCCUAACCUCAGCACGGCUGUGCUGAGUGGGCGAAACUGCAGCGUAGCACCGCCCGAGAGCGCCUCGGCGUCGGAGGAAGCCGCAGACCAGGAAGGUCCCCUCAGUGAUGUGAUGCGGAAGGUUCUGGAGGAGAUAUGUGCCAGCCUGCUGAAGCAGCAGGAGGAACUAAACGCUCUGGACCGAGCAGCCGGGGAUGGGGAUUGUGGGAACACACAUGCACUGGCUGCUCAUGCCAUUCAGGAGUGGCUGAAUAGUCAUGUGGUCCCUGGUUGUCCAGGGCAAUUGCUGUCUUCUCUCGCAGUAUUGGUGCAGGAGCGCAUGGGCGGGUCUUCAGGGGCGCUCUACAGUCUCUUCCUGACUGCCGCUGCACUUCCUCUGAGGGGAUACAGUCACCCUGCAGCCUGGGCUGAAGCAGUGCAUGCUGGGACAGAGGCCAUGCGCAGGUAUGGAGGUGCGGAGCCUGGUGACAGGACCAUGCUCGAUGCCCUGUGUCCAGCAGUGGAGGAACUGAAGAGGCUCUCGUCAGCGCCCUCUGGUGGAACGAUGGCAGUGCUUCAGAAAGCCGUGGAGAAAGCGGAGCAAGGGGCGGAGUCCACGCGUGACCUCACAGCAAAGGCGGGAAGGGCCAGCUACAUUGCAGCUGAACGCGUGACUCUGCCUGACCCUGGCGCCGUGGCGGUAGCCACAAUGCUGAGGUCGGUGUAUGUGGCCCUUGGAGGCAGCAAGUAAUGACACAGGUGAUGUCAGCAUUGGAGCUCACCCCAGCCAAUGGGAGCCCUCGCACUACAGUAAUAGGGGUGUGCCUUUGGACAGGAUACUGUUGUAUCCUUGGACAAGCUCCUUAAAUGAAAUGCCGCAGUUAAAAAAAUCAUGCGUAUGAACUGAUUAAGUUUAGGAUACGUAGUGAGUUACACCCGAGGUGAGACAUGAACAAAGAAAUUAAUAAUGUGAUGUCAUGCAAUGAUGUCAUGAUGUGAAGCGUGUUAACAUGCUGAAAGGGAACCAUGCUAGCUGUGAAAGCAGUCCCCAUAUAUUCUAACACUAGCAGUAGCUAACUACUGGACUAACAUGUACUUCAUGCACCUGAAACUGUGAAAAUUAACAUGUAAUUUUUUUUUAAACUAAUAAAUGAAUUUCA